Messenger RNA from Exophiala aquamarina CBS 119918, 2535 nucleotides. RefSeq lists its product as uncharacterized. Gene Ontology annotation, molecular function: zinc ion binding; DNA binding; DNA-binding transcription factor activity, RNA polymerase II-specific. Gene Ontology annotation, cellular component: nucleus. The record is from RefSeq and is a predicted model, not a curated record. Bases 1 to 2535 code for a protein of 844 amino acids. Gene Ontology annotation, biological process: regulation of DNA-templated transcription; DNA-templated transcription. The transcript is spliced from 3 exons. Lineage: Eukaryota; Fungi; Ascomycota; Eurotiomycetes; Chaetothyriales; Herpotrichiellaceae.
AUGGACGGUGAGUCUAUGGGUAGCCAGGUCACACAGAAGCCUCGAUUACCAUCCUUCAGCAAUUUCCUUUCGGGCGCUGGCCGUCCAGACUUGAAUUUCGCAACCCCAAGCUCUGGCUCGAAUCGAAACGAUCCAAGACAGCCGCCAUUAAACCAACCAAAUCACAAUCGUUCUCUAGGCCAUCACAUACCCCCGCAAUCCACGUAUGGCGCUCCCGAUCCGAACAUUGCGCAGCAUAUGGAGCAGGUUUCUCGACGGCUAUCAAUCCAGCAAUCGCCUGUACAGCCUUCGUUCUGGCCUCAUUCUAGCCCUGGAUCGCUGGAGAGACACCCACCGUUGCCUCCACAUCUGUCUCAGAUCUCGCCGCCUGAACACGGCUACGGACGUCUCGUAGUCGGGGAGAGGACCAUCCCAGGCAAAGGCGUCUGCUAUAUCUACGAUGAUGGUACCAUGUGCCAGAAGAUCAUCAAUGGCGAUGCUGUGAAUCCAAAAUGGGGCACAACCAAGGCUGGGAAACCAAGAAAGAGGCUUGGCCAAGCGUGCAAUACGUGCAGAGAGAAGAAGAUCAAAUGUGAUCCAAGCGUACCGAAAUGUGCACAGUGUCAGAAGUUUGGUCGAGAAUGCAAGUUCGAGUCAACCAACCGCACCGGUGUCAAGCAGUCUAUGUAUGGACAGUCACCACCCUCUACCAAUCCUUCAGAACACCUCCUGCAAGGUCGUUCUCCACGACGAGGCUCGACUGCGUCAACCGAGCCUUCACUCAAUGACCAAAGCAUAUCAAAGCACAGUGCAAAGUCGUCGAUGCCUGUAGAAAGCCUCUUAUCACCCGCAUCAAUGGAUGAUUCAGCCCAAGACGAGGCGGCAGAUGCUUUGCCACCAACUAAAAAGGCCAGGUUUUCAGCAUCGCCUCGACCUCUCUCGGACGGACACCCAUCAGAUUGUGUAGUGAAUGAAUCAUUGCCAGGCUCAAUAACAUCGCCAGCGUCCGUGGCAAACUUCUCUUGGAAGGUCGACCCAUACAAGCUGGAUCGUGAGUUGACCGUUUAUCUGCUCAGCAAAUACUUUGCUCACAUCGGAUGCACCACCGACUGCACCAUUCCGCGGAAACCCUUCACGCACUGGGUCACCACUUCUUCCAGCAAAUCAUCAGCCGACCUAAUGCUGAUCUAUGCGAUGUUGGCCAUGGGUGCACUCUUCAGCCGAAGACGUGAUCUACAGCCUCAUUACUUGGCGUUUAAUGGUGUUGUGCAAGAGGCAGUGUUGAAGAACGGUGACUGCUUCAGCCUUCAAUUGGUCCACACCAGACUCAUUCUUGCACUGAUCGCGUUCUCACAAGGCCAGUUCAACCGAGCAUUGGAAUACUCUGGGUCAGCUAGGAUCACUUCAUGUGGAUUGAACUACAAUAUGGAGGAGGGAGUCUGUGCAAUUACCAGUCCUGACGAACUGGUGUUUGGAUUCGAUCGAGCAAUGACCAUUGAAUGCAGGAGAAGGACCUUUUGGACAGCAUUCAUUAUGGAGUGUUUCAAUGGAUGCUGCUCACCUGCCAUACGCGCUGUCUAUCGCUCUGAUUGUCAUCUUCGCUUGCCAUGUGAGCAGGUGCCUUUCGAGAAGGGAAUCAUCCCUCUGAUUGCAUACGAUCUAGACUCUCACGCUAAUAGCAGUCGGGCCGCGACAAGAUCAGGGUCAGGAGGCAACGUCGGCCUUCUUGGAUACAUGGUGGAGAUGGCAACUAUCUUCAAUGAAGUUGUGAGUAGAAUCAGUCGGUCGAAGACUCAGUCAGUGGAGGGCUACAACGGAUUGUUGAAGGCAUUCUGCCACAACAUCAUGGCCCGUCUGGAGACAUGGGAAAGAUCCAUUACGAAGUCCGUUUCCGGAGCUGAAGGCGAUACAGAAAUCAACACACAAGAACCGGUUAGUGGGCCUCUUAUUCUCUAUCACUAUACUGCGAUGCUUCUCUAUCGGCACGUUCGCCACGCAAACAUGGACCAGCAAACAGUCGUCGUUCAUAUCAGGGAGGCUUACAGGCAUGCACAAAGCAUCCUAGAAAACGUGCAGCUUGUGAGCAACGAGGAAAGGAAAGAUGCUCCGAUGGUGAAGCUUGCACUUACCAGCCCUGUGACAGGAUUUGCCAUCAUAGCGGCAUUGGACACCAUUACCGCAGCAGGCACUUUGUACGAUCUCAUGGACGGUGGAGGCCGGGUGAUGUCUUCCGUCUCGAUCGGUCUUGAAGCUCUCGAGCGCCUGACGGACUACUGGCAUAGUGCACGCCUGCAACGCGAGGUAACUAAGGAGAGGCUGAAAGUGUUGCUCAACGCAACGAAGCGAGCAUCUGAUUUCAACGGGGCAUAUUAUUUCGGCGAACCCAUGCAUAGCCUCUUUGGGCCAGAGUUGGACGUUGUGUAUGGAUGUACGCGCAUGCGCUAUUUCCAAGCAUUAGGGUGGGUGGAUAGAAUUCACAGCGAUGGGGAUUUCCAUCAGCUCGAUGGGCAGCAGGCGGCGGCGGCGGCGGCAGCAGCGAUCAGUGCGACGACAUGA